AUGUUUGGUCCUUCAUCGCCGUUGAUCGAGAAUUACUUGAGGAAAGCGAGAUUUUGGCACAUGGCCACAAUAGGCCGGGCGUGCAAGUUGGACCCGAAACUAAUCAGCGCAUUGAUAGAGAGGUGGAGACAUGAGACGCACACUUUUCAUCUUCCAUGCGGAGAGUGUACUAUCACUCUGGAAGACGUGCAUUUGCAAUUGAGAUUGCCGGUAGAUGGGUACGCAGUUACCGAGUCCGCAUCAUCUACUGAUUGGGGAGCUGUAUGCUACGAGCUUUUGGGUGUUAUACUGGAUAAUAUUAACGGAGGUCAGAUCGAGAUGGGAUGGUUACGAGACAUAUUCCCGAAGCCGGAUAAUGAUUCGAUUGAACUCGAAAGACUACGUUAUGCUCGGGCAUACAUUCUUGAGAUGAUUGGAGGUUAUCUGAUGUCGGACUUGUCAUGA
This is a messenger RNA of Gossypium arboreum, 444 nucleotides long. RefSeq names its product protein MAIN-LIKE 2-like. Gene Ontology annotation, biological process: meristem maintenance; meristem development. The transcript has a single exon. The coding region runs from base 1 to 444 and encodes 147 amino acids. Lineage: Eukaryota; Viridiplantae; Streptophyta; Magnoliopsida; Malvales; Malvaceae. The record is from RefSeq and is a predicted model, not a curated record.